Erinaceus europaeus (western European hedgehog) is the source of this 1905-nucleotide messenger RNA. Its product is annotated as cytochrome P450 4V2-like. Gene Ontology annotation, molecular function: monooxygenase activity; oxidoreductase activity, acting on paired donors, with incorporation or reduction of molecular oxygen; heme binding. The record is from RefSeq and is a predicted model, not a curated record. The transcript is spliced from 11 exons. NCBI's taxonomy places the organism in Eukaryota, Metazoa, Chordata, Mammalia, Eulipotyphla, Erinaceidae. The coding region runs from base 111 to 1682 and encodes 523 amino acids.
CUCCCAGCACCACUGGCGUCCCUGCUGGGGUUGAAACCUGCCCGCCACUGGGGAGCCCCGCCUUUCCCUGCUCCCAGUUUCCACCCAGAGCGCAGGGAACAGCAGCCGCGAUGUCUGGACUGGGGCUGAUGACCCUCGUCCAGAAGCUGCUGCUCUGGAGCGCUCUGAGCGCCAUCUCCCUGGCCGGCGCCACCCUCAUCGUGAACCUCCUGAAGAUGCUGGCGAGAUACGCUCGGAACUGGAUGAAAAUGAGAGCCAUUCCGACAAUCGCUGGUGCCUACCCCUUUGUGGGUCACGCGUGGAUGAUGAAGCCGAACCCGAGAGAAUUUUUUCAGCAGCUCAUUCAUUAUACAGAAGAAUGCCGACACUUGCCAAUAUUGAAAGUCUGGCUUGGGACAGUGCCAGUGAUGGCCCUUUAUAAUGCAGAAAAUGUGGAGACAAUUUUAACUAGCUCAAGGCAAAUUGACAAGUCCUAUAUGUACAAGUUCUUGGAACCAUGGCUUGGACUUGGACUUCUUACAAGCACUGGAAACAAAUGGCGCUCUAGGAGAAAAAUGCUCACACCUACUUUCCAUUUUACAAUUCUGGAAGACUUCUUAGAUGUCAUGAAUGAGCAAGCUAAUAUAUUGGUUAGCAAGCUUGAAAAACAUGCUAACCAAGAAGCAUUUAACUGCUUUUUUUACAUCACUCUUUGUGCCUUAGAUAUCAUCUGUGAAACUGCCAUGGGAAAGAAUAUUGGUGCUCAAAGUAAUGGUGAUUCCGAGUAUGUCCGUGCAGUUUAUAGGAUGAGUGACAUGAUACAUAGAAGAAUGAGGACACCUUGGCUCUGGCUGGACUUUCUGUUCCUUAUGGUUAAGGAAGGAUGGGAACACAAAAGAAGCCUAAAGACUCUCCAUAAUUUCACCAACAAUGUCAUUGCAGAACGGGCCAAUGAACUGAAGAGAAAUGAAGAAUGUGGAAGUGACAACAGGGGCCCCUCCAAAUGGAAAAGCAGAGUAUUUCUUGACUUGCUUUUAAAUUUAACAGAUGAUGAAGGAAACAAGCUAAGUCAUGAAGCUAUUCGAGAAGAAGUUGACACUUUCAUGUUUGAGGGUCAUGAUACAACUGCAGCUGCAAUAAACUGGUCCCUGUAUAUGUUGGGUUGUUACCCAGAAGUCCAGAAAAAGGUAGACAAAGAACUGGAGGAAGUGUUUGGGGAGUCUGAUCGUCCUGUCAGCUUAGAAGAUUUGAAGAAACUGAAAUAUCUAGACUGUGUUAUUAAAGAGACCCUUCGCCUUUUUCCUUCAGUUCCUUUGUUUGCCCGCCAUCUCAAUGAAGACUGUGAAGUUGCAGGUUACAAAAUAUUGCAGGGCUCUCAAGCCAUCAUCUUUACCUAUGCUCUGCAUCGAGAUCCAAAGUACUUCCCAGACCCUGAGGAAUUUAAGCCAGAAAGGUUCUUUCCUGAGAAUUCACAAGGACGCCAUCCGUAUGCCUAUGUGCCUUUCUCUGCUGGACCCAGAAACUGUAUAGGUCAAAAGUUUGCCAUAAUGGAGGAAAAGAUCAUUCUCUCCUGCAUCUUGAGGCAGUUUUGGGUUGAGUCCACACAGAAAAGAGAAGAACUUGGUCUGACAGGCGAGCUGAUUCUUCGUCCAACUAAUGGCAUCUGGAUCAAGUUGAAGAAAAGAAACACAGAUGAGUCUUAACUGUAUCAUUGGGCUGUGUCAUUGCAAUUAAUAUGAAAAACUAUUUCCUGAUGAACUCUGUAUUUGCAAUUUAUAUCCAUAAUUCUUGGAUUCAUUAUCAUUGUUACCAGGGUUAUUGUUGAGGCUUGGUGCCUGCAUAGUGAAUCCACCAUUCCCAGUAGCCAUGUUUUCCUUUUAUAACCUUUCCUUUUUGUUUGAUAAGUUAGAGAAAAGGGGAAGAGAG